AUGCAGUGUCACUUCUUCCUCGUCGGUGACGAACCGUCCUCAGCACAAGCAGUCGACGUCCAGUCUAGCUGGAAAUUUGAUGAUCUACAGCGUGCUGUAGGGCUCACCUUUCAUGUUGCACAGCCGUUAGGAAUCUCCUUUCACAAUGCACAAUCUGAAACCCUCUCGUCUGUCGAGGACAUCAUCGCAGCAAACAGCUCUGCAACCAACCCCAUCGGCCUCCGAGUUGACGGCAAUGCUGUGCAAACCCCUCAAGGUCCCGCGGGCCUCCCUCUAGUCGGCAGCUUCUACGAGAUCUUCCCCGACCACCUAGGCAAUCACUACCGUCUCUUCCGCAAAUACGGCCCUGUAAUCAAAACAACCAACAUGGGCAAGACAACAUACCUCACAGAGAGCCCCCAAGUCGCCGCAACCUGUUUCUCCGAGUCUAUCUACAUGACCAAGAAAAUCAACGAGAACCAUCCCCUCUGGGGUGUAAAAGAUAACACGGCAAUCUUCAUCGGCGACACCGAAACAGAGAACUGGCGCCUCGCGCAUAAGUAUCUUCCACCAGCUAUGGGACCCAAGGCUGUUCGACACUACACGAGUCUCAUGCAGAACUGUGUACGGAAAUCACUUCCCAUCUUCGAUGAACUAGACUCCCGCGACGAAUCUUGGAAUGUAUACCAGUACAUGGUGAAACUUGCCAGCGAAACCAUCGGAUCGUUCUCCCUAGGAAAGGAAUUCGGACACUUCAAGUCCAUCGAUUCAGAUCUUCACCCUGUCGUCACGAAUAUCGCAACUUUACUUUCAUUGAACAAGAAAAUCACCGCGCGCGGCGAAUGGUACCGCCACCUCCCCUUCGGCGACCCAGCGCGUCUCCGCCACGUCCAACACACAAUCUACACCAUGCUCCAGGAAUCCGUUGACGAAGUCGCCGCCCGAUCAACAAGUAAAGACGCCCCCAUGGCCGAAGCUGCACUUUCCGCUUCCUGUGUAGUCGAUUACCUCCUACAUGCAGUCGACGACAAGGGCGAGCAUUUCCCCAACGAUCUGAUCCUAGCCAACAUGCUAAUCGUCACGGGCGCCGGCUUCACAACAACAUCUUCUCUCCUCUCCUGGCUAAUCUACUGCCUGGUGGCAUACGAAGGAACCCAAGACCGUCUCUACGCCGAACUCGUCGAAUACGGAAUCGUGGGCCGUAACGGCUCCAAUCCAAACAAAACAACCUGGACCCCCGACCUCGCCCACUCCCUCCCCUACCUGAACAACUUCAUAAAAGAGACCCAACGCCUCCACAACCCCUCCUUCCAACCAGGCCGAACCACAAAAACAACCACAGUCCUCCCAGGCGGCUAUCGGCUUCCUGAGAACAGUGUAAUUGUCCCGGCCAUCCACGCAAUCCACACGAAUCCAAAGAUAUGGAAUGACCCCUUCAGGUUUAACCCGGAUCGAUGGGACGAUGAAGAGAUGACUAAAAAGUUGCAUCGGUGCGCAUAUGUGCCGUUUGCGACGGGGCCGAGAGGGUGCAUCGGGUUUAAUUUUGCUUUGUUGGAGGUGAAGAUUCUUCUUGCGGAGUUGGUGAGUAGGUAUGAGUUUGUCAGGGAGGGGAUGGAGAGUGUGGAGUAUGAUCCGGAAUUUCAGCUUGUGAGGCCGUUGAACUUGUAUGUUAGGGCGAAGAAGAGGGUUUGA
Molecule: messenger RNA, 1671 nt
Organism: Penicillium canescens
Lineage: Eukaryota; Fungi; Ascomycota; Eurotiomycetes; Eurotiales; Aspergillaceae
Product: cytochrome P450
Exons: 2
Coding region: 1-1671 (556 amino acids)
Molecular function (GO): oxidoreductase activity, acting on paired donors, with incorporation or reduction of molecular oxygen; monooxygenase activity; iron ion binding
Source: RefSeq, a predicted model, not a curated record